UUCUUCUUAUUUUGGCGUUUUACCUUCUUCUGAUUUCUUUCUUCGUUUGAUCCGUGACUACUUUAUGAUUUUAUGUCCUUAGCUAUCUCCUCUUGCUAUCAUUUAUUUAUUUAUUUAUCCAUUCAUCCAUUCGGGCACUUAUUCUUAUUUCCCUGGAUCCAUCUCGGACACGCAGAAGUGGGAUGCCUUGCGGAGAACAUUUGUGGGGAGAAAAUUCCGCUCGGCAGCGAGGGUGAAUGAAUGAUAGCCUCCCCUCUCCAUCUGAGACGUGCCAUGGAUGGGAAACUUAAUUUGUGUCCACGGAACCGAUCGGGGAAUAACCGUCGCUUCAAAUAACUACUGCUGACAGCGAUCAGGACGAAUGUCAUAGGAUGAACACUGCUGGUGGGGUGUGUCUGUCUGUGCUGUCCUCUCUCCUGGCUGUGGCUGGGGCCCUGGCUGCCGUGUCUGCCCUCGCUCUAGCUCCCCUCUCUGCCCUGGCUGAGGCUGCCGAUGGGGCUGCAGACAGUGCCUCCAGCACCGGGGCGGAGGGGCCCCCCUCGCCGAUCUCCUCACCGUGCUCCAGCCUCGUAGCUGGGGUGCUCUAUGGCUCUUUCUCCCUAAGGGAGCUGUUUCCCUCCAGGGCGCCGGGUUGCUCCUGGUCCCUGGAAAACCCGGAUCCCACCAAGUACUCCCUCUACCUCCGCUUCACCCGCCACCCUGUCAUCUGCCGGACACACUCCCCCAUGCUUCUUUCCCUCGACCACCACCUGGCCAAUCAGAGCUGCCCUCUUCAGUUACAGACGACCACUGGCAGGGAUCAGGAAGUAGUCGAUCUCUGCGGCAGCCAAUCCAACUCAGAUGGACCUUACUCCUUCCUACAGUUUGAUAAGAACUUUGUCCAGUUGUGUCUCACUAAGCAUCCGGCGGUGAAUGAGCCUCAGGUAACGAAGGAAUUACUGGAGCUAAGACUGGUCGAGGUGCUACUCAUCAACAAUGAGAACUCCAGUCAGUUCACCUGUGGCGUGCUUUGUCGAUGGUUUGAGGAGUGUCUGCGCUCCGAUCACAACGGAGGCGCGGAGGUAUCGGACGGAGACGGCUGCGGGAUGACCCAGACGGGCUGUAUUUGUCCGAACCACAACAUCAUGGCGCCGCCUAUUCCGCUGCUGCCCGAGACGCCGCACAGUUUCAGCAACGGCUCGGUGGUUCCCGAUGACUGCUGCGUCACCGAACUUCAUUCCAACGAUGCAAUUGCCAUCGCGCCCAGAGACGUCCGGCAAGAUCCGUACGACGAUGACCUGAAGGUGAAGACGCAAAGACCUCGGUCAGCUGACCAGCCAGGUGUGUUUCAGGCACAAACAGGUGACCCUGCAGCAGAGGAAUGGUCCCAGUGGAGCGUAUGUUCCCUCACAUGUGGGCAAGGCUGGCAAGUGAGGACGAGAUCAUGUGUUUCGUCUCCGUACGGGACACUGUGCAGCGGCGCCCUGCGGGAGACACGCAUGUGCAACAACACUUCGUCUUGUCCAGGUGAAACUGGAAUCACAGGCUCAGUGCAUGGGCUGUGGGAGGAGUGGUCGUCAUGGAGUUUGUGCUCCGUGACCUGUGGGCGGGGCUCUAGGACUCGGACCCGGAAGUGUGUGGACGGUGCCGUGGUGUGCGGACGGCCUGAGAUUCAGACCAAACUCUGCAACAUAGCAGUGUGUCCUGUGGAGGGCCAGUGGUUGGAGUGGGGCCCGUGGUCGCGGUGCAGCGUGACGUGCAACACGGGGACGCAGCAGCGGCAGAGGCGCUGCAGCUCGUCGGCGCACGGCUGGGCGGAAUGCAAGAGCCCCCAUCAGGAGAGCAGAGAAUGCACCAACCCCUCAUGCAGCGGUGGAGGUAACUGGGGAAGCUGGAACCACUGGAGUCUGUGCAGUAAGACGUGUGACUCCGGAUGGCAGCGGCGCUACCGGAUGUGCGAGGGCACCGGCGCUCAAGGCUAUCCCUGCGAUGGCUCGGGAGAGGAGAUUCGCUCGUGUAACGAGAAGAAGUGCCCUGCGCCUCAUGAGAUAUGCAAAGAUGAGAAUCUCCUCGCUAUGUCCUGGAAGAGAGCAUCGGCUGGAGAAACUGUCUAUAACAAGUGUCCAUCUAAUGCCACUGGAUCUGCUAGUCGUCGUUGUAUGCUGGACAAUAAUGGAGUUGCUUUCUGGGGUCCUCCGAGCUUCGCCAGAUGCGUCUCCGCUGAAUAUAGAUAUUUGCAUUUGUCUUUACGAGAGCAUCUCGCGAAGGGUCAGAGGACCCUGGCCGGGGAGGGCAUGUCUCAGAUCGUACGGAGUCUCCUGGAACUCUUGCAGAGGAGGAGCUACUACAGUGGCGACCUUCUCUUUUCCACGGAGAUCCUGCGAAAUGUGACUGACACCUUCAAAAGAGCAACCUACAUCCCAGCUCCCGACGACGUGCAGAAAUUCUUCCAGAUAGUAAGCCACAUGUUGGACAUGGAAAAUAUUGAGAAAUGGGAGGACGCUCACCAGGUCGCUCCCGGUGCUGCUUUGCUAAUGAGGAUAUUAGAGGACUUCAUUCACCUCAUUGGAGAAGCUCAAAAGCCUUUUCAGAGUUUCCUUGUGAUGACCAACAACCUCAUGAUAACCAUCCAGCGAGAGCCGGUGUCAGCAGUUUCAAGUGACAUCAACUUUCCCAUGAAAGGACGGAGGGGAAUGAAGGACUGGGCCAGAACAGCAGAAGAUAAACUUUACAUCCCAAAAGAAGUCUUCACCAUCCCAGCUGAAGAGACGGAAGCUGAUUCGGAAACUCCGACGUACUAUGUCAUCGGAGCCAUCUUGUACAGAACGCUGGGCAUCAUUUUACCUGCACCGCUUCCUCCUGCAAUGAUCAACUCCAAGAUCCUGACGGUAACAGUACGGCCGGAGCCACAGCCCAGCGAGCCCAUGGUGGUGGUGGAGCUGUCGCCGCUUUUAAAUGGUACAUCAGAUCCUCAGUGCGUUGUCUGGGACUAUGGCAACCCGGAAGCUGGCGCAGAAAACUGGGGCACAGAAGGCUGCCAAACGCUCGCGUCAACCACUGUCCACACCAAAUGCCUGUGCAGCAGGAUCUCCACCUACGCCGUGUUAGCGCAGCAAGCUAAAGACCCGGACAUGGGUCCGACCAGCAUGCCCUCUGUGCCCCUCAUGGUGGGCUGUGGGGUCUCUUGCACUGCACUCCUCAUCCUGCUGCUAAUCUAUGCUGCCUUCUGGAGGUACAUCCGAUCGGAGAGAUCAAUCAUCCUGGUGAAUUUUUGCCUCUCCAUCCUGGCCUCCAAUUUAUUGAUUUUGGUUGGACAAUCACAAACGCUUAGCAAGGGCCUCUGUACUGUGACUGCUGCCUUCUUGCAUUUCUUCUUCUUGGCGUCAUUCUGCUGGGUGCUGACUGAGGCCUGGCAGUCCUACCUGGCCGUCAUCGGCAAAAUGAGAUCACGACUCAUUCGCAAGCGUUUCCUGUGCCUCGGCUGGGGUCUUCCGGCUCUCGUCGUAGCUGUGUCGGUGGGUUUCACCAGAGCGAGGGGUUACGGCACAGCCAGCUAUUGCUGGUUAUCCUUGGAGGGCGGCUUGCUUUAUGCCUUCGUGGGGCCCGCCGCUGUCAUCGUGCUGGUGAAUAUGCUCAUUGGGAUCGUAGUGUUUAACAAGCUCAUGUCUCGCGACGGCAUCUCAGACAAGUCUAAAAAGCAGCGAGCAGGUGUCCCAGCGGAGGCGCGUAGCCGACUGCUCCUGAAAUGCUCCAAGUGUGGCGUGAUCUCGAGCACCGCUAUGUCCAGCUCGACUGCCAGCAGCGCCAUGGCGUCCCUGUGGAGCUCCUGUGUGGUUCUUCCUCUCUUAGCGUUGACCUGGAUGUCAGCAGUGCUGGCCAUAACUGACCGACGCUCCACACUCUUCCAGGUCCUCUUUGCUGUCUUCGACUCUGUCCAAGGUUUUGUCAUCAUCACCGUCCACUGCGCCAUGCGCCGUGAGGUGCAGGAUGCAGUGCGCUGUCGAAUGGGGGGAUGUAAAGACGACAGCGAAAACUCACCAGACUCCUGCAAGAACGGACAGGUGCAGAUCAUGACGGAUUUUGAGAAGGAUGUGGACCUGGCAUGUCAAACAGAGAGAGGACACCCAUUCAUUUUCAAAGAGGUGAACACUUGUAACCCAGCCACCAUCACCGGGACACUUUCCCGCAUCUCCCUGGAUGACGAGGAUGAUCCGAAGCUGGCAGCCCAUCAGGAGGGAGGAGUGGGGGUCAACUUCAGCUCCCUGCCUGGGAACAUCCCCCCUCCCAACCUCAUAGUGCAGGUUCCGCCACUCGGAGGCCUCAAUGAGCUGAGCGAGACUCCCCUAAAGAAGGAGACCAAUGUGGACCAGCAGCGGCAACAGGGACAGCAACGCGGCGGCGCUCCAAUCUACCUGUGCACCGAGAGUGGCCUGGGCUGGGCUCGCCCACCAGCCUCCUCCAACACCUCCCAGGACGGAAGCGCCGGUAGCGGAGGAAGCGGCGGAGGUGGAGGAGGAAGCGGCGGUGGAGAGGGAGACUACAUGGUCUUACCCAGGAGGACGGUCAGUCUCAAGCCUCCAGCACCCUCCUCCCAAGGAGGAGGCCUGGGCCUGGGGGGCGAGGACAAGCCUCUCAACAUCGCGGUGGAGGACCCUCCUUUCCCCCCGCCCCCCUCUCCCCUGACCCUCCAUCCGGCUGAGAGCGAAGCCUACCCGGCGGAUUUUGUGCCGUCCAGUGUGGGCGACAUGAACCUCACCAUGAACCUCAACCGCUCCUACGGGACGAUCAAAACCAUGCCCCAUGGGCACGGCCACUUGAUGGCUCAGGGCGGUCUCGUGCACUCCCACGGAGGACACAUGCAUUCCCAUGGGCACUCUCUGCAGCUGAAGCCGGGCCAGAGACCAUCAGUCAGACAGAUUCUGACGGGGGGGACGACAGUGGAGAGAACCAGGACCUUGCCGCGCAACCUGGGCAGCACCAAUGCCAACACCAGCGUCUCAGCAGGCUCUCUAGAGAGGAAAAGAGUACGGUACUCUGAACUGGACUUCGAGAAAGUGAUGCACACUCGCAAAAGACAUUCUGAGCUGUACCAUGAGCUCAACCACUCCUCCAAGUUCCACACCAUAGACAGGUAUAACAGGGACCCAGCCAUGUCCACAUUCAAGAGGGAAAAGCGAUGGAGCAUUUCGUCUGCCGGAGGUGAAAAGAACUCGUCGAGUGACAAGUCCACCCCGGAGGACCAGAGCUCGUGGGACAGCUUCAAGACCAUGACCCCCGAGCUGUCCAUCGUGCCGGGGGAGCAGAAGGACCGGAUGGAACUGCACAAUAAGAACUGGGACUCCUCCUCAGCAAACACACCCGACUCGUCCGAGGGGGACUUCCAGACUGAAGUGUGAAGACGUACACACACUCCCCACUUGGAUACACCCGCGCUCUUGCCGAGACACAGAUGCACACAGAGACAAUAGACUCGUGAAAAAGCUAUACAUAGGUACAUGAUUCUUUUUUCUCGCAAGGAUCUUACUCACUCUGCUCCCCGUCUCCUGCGAAAUGUGCUCUGUCGGAUCCCAUACUGUAUUUGUUUACCGCUGCAGAGGACAGACAUGGGAAGAAGACUGUUCUACUCUAUAUUUUCACAAAGACUAUUGAAAAGUAAGAACAGGGGCUCGACACGUCUGCGACUGAAGACAAUUUUUAAAUGAACUUAAAUGAAAAAAAAAGAACAAAACAAUGG
This is a messenger RNA of Salarias fasciatus (jewelled blenny), 5713 nucleotides long. It is a transcript of the gene adgrb2, whose product is annotated as adhesion G protein-coupled receptor B2. Gene Ontology annotation, biological process: negative regulation of angiogenesis; cell surface receptor signaling pathway; G protein-coupled receptor signaling pathway. Lineage: Eukaryota; Metazoa; Chordata; Actinopteri; Blenniiformes; Blenniidae. Bases 372 to 5375 code for a protein of 1667 amino acids. Gene Ontology annotation, cellular component: plasma membrane. The record is from RefSeq and is a predicted model, not a curated record. Gene Ontology annotation, molecular function: G protein-coupled receptor activity. The transcript is spliced from 35 exons.